CCUGCGACCUCAUUGUUUUGUUGGCGAGAGCGUGAGAAAGUUUCAACAAGUGGCAAACGGUAAAGAACGAUGUUCAAAGAAUUUUGGACAGAGGGACACUUGAUACACAAUGCGUGUAUCGUAUAAAAGAAUUGCAAAAAUUAUCGUUUUAUGUCUGAUUUUUACUGCCUCCUUAGCUAUUCUUGUCAAUAAUAUGAGUAAUGUUCAGCUACAAAAUGUUGAACAUGAAAAAGUUUUGAAACAAAAUAUUGAAAAAGUAGUAGAAUUUUCAAAUAAAAAUUCUGCAUCAAAGGAUAUAUUUUUCCGCUCUCAAAGGAGUGCAAAAGGAAUAGCAACCUUUUCCGAUGGCACACUUAAGCCGCAACUACAGAAGCUUUCUCAGAUUGGUACUUCUCUUCAGGAUAUAUUUGUAAGUGUAAAGACAACUGGGAAGAACCAUAAGUCUCGGCUGUAUUUGCUGCUGGAUACUUGGAUCAGCACUGCCAAAAAACAGACAUACAUAUUCACAGACACAGAUGAUGCCGAGUUGAAACAGAAAGUUGAAGCCAACCAUGUGGUCAACACAAACUGUUCUAGAGACCAUUACAGGAAGUCACUGGUGUGUAAAAUGGCUCAAGAAUUUGACUGGUUCAUUAACUCAAAAAAGCGGUGGUUUUGUCAUGUUGAUGAUGACACAUACUUAAAUGUACCAAGACUGGUUACCCUCCUAGAGAAGUAUAACCAUACUGAUGACUGGUACUUGGGUAGACCCAGUCUGGAUCAUCCAAUAGAGGUGAUGGACAGGGCUCAUCCUGGGCAAAAUCUGGCGUUUUGGUUUGCAACAGGAGGUGCAGGGUUCUGUAUUAGUCGAGCGCUGGCGCUCAAAAUGGUUCCUUAUGCAGGUGGAGGACGGUUGAUGCGAGCUGGAGAGCAGAUCAGACUGCCAGAUGAUUGUACCAUAGGAUAUGUUAUAAAUAGUAUAUUGCGUAAAGAUUUAACUGUGAUAAAACUUUUCCAUUCACACCUAGAAGCAUUAUGGAAACUUGGUCUUCCAAAUAUCAAAGAACAAAUAAGUUUUAGUUAUGGUUUGAAACCAGGUAGAAAAAAUGUAGUGAAUAUACAUGGGUUUACUGAAGAUAAAGAUCCAACAAGGUUCUUGUCAAUUCAUUGCCACCUGUAUCCCCUCAGUCAGAUUUGUUUACCUCUCGACAGCUGACACAGAAUUUGGAAGUAGAAUAUAUAUAUGUAAGGCUUCUGCUGGUUAACCAGGAUUGGUAUGGAUGUGCUUGGUAUAACAUCAUACAGCAUACAAGACUUGGUACAGUGUUCCAGGUUCAUCAUAGACAUGGAAUUCUAUAGGGAAUCAUACAAUAUUGAUAAACAACACUAAAUUUAGUGUUCUGCAACCAGCAUGGAGAAGUAUAUACAGCAUUGUUGUACAUGACUUAAUUUAGUGUUCUGCACCCUAAAUGAAGAAGUAUAUACAGCAUUAAGGUACAUGACCAAAUCUAGUGUUCUGCACUGAAAAUGGAGAAGUAUAUACAGCAUUAAUGUACAGGACUUAAUUUGGUGUACUGAACCCUAUAUUUAUAAUGUGCAAAACUUCAUUUAGUGUGUUGAACCCUACAUUUAGAAGCAUAUACACCAUUUAUAGAUAAAAA
Messenger RNA from Mercenaria mercenaria, 1640 nucleotides. Its product is annotated as beta-1,3-N-acetylglucosaminyltransferase lunatic fringe-like. Gene Ontology annotation, biological process: regulation of Notch signaling pathway. Lineage: Eukaryota; Metazoa; Mollusca; Bivalvia; Venerida; Veneridae. Gene Ontology annotation, cellular component: membrane. Gene Ontology annotation, molecular function: O-fucosylpeptide 3-beta-N-acetylglucosaminyltransferase activity. Bases 110 to 1195 code for a protein of 361 amino acids. The record is from RefSeq and is a predicted model, not a curated record. The transcript has 9 exons.